Messenger RNA from Glarea lozoyensis ATCC 20868, 3807 nucleotides. RefSeq lists its product as uncharacterized. The record is from RefSeq and is a predicted model, not a curated record. Lineage: Eukaryota; Fungi; Ascomycota; Leotiomycetes; Helotiales; Helotiaceae. The transcript has 7 exons. Bases 1 to 3807 code for a protein of 1268 amino acids.
AUGGCUGUUGCAAACAGCAAAAGCAUGAGUAUCUCUUAUGGUGUAGAGGCCAAGUACAAGUUCCCAACAGCCGGGGUAGGAAUAGAGUUCGAUCCGAGCACCAAGUGCCAGUUUAUCGACGUUAUCCAAUACACGGCCUCUUCAGACACCAGAACCAACAUUAAUGAAGGAUUCCUAGAUGACGCGAGUCUAAACUCGUGGUUGGAUGAGGACUUCCCACAGUCGCUGCAUAGGAGUGAAGAGUCGGAUGAUGUUGAAUCUAAGCUCAAAAUGGUCGGCGGAUUAAGGCUAUUACUAGGACAUUGUGGAUCUCAGGCAAGCAAAACAGAAGACCGUCGCACCAUGCCAUUCCGCAAAGACUGCUAUGAAAAGCUCGAACGAUUCCUCGGCAUACCUUCGGAUUUUCAGCAUGCACUAAUUGGGACAAUCGGUAGAGCUUUCAAGUUCAGCUGUCCUCCAAACAGCGGUGGUCCAUACUUUUCCCCAUCAACGUGUUUUGUUUUCAGAUUUGGAGUACAAGGGCCAAACUUUUACCAAAUUGCUGCUAGUUAUGAUCCAGCCAGAAAUCUGACUUAUGCCAUUAUCCUUACCAAAUCCCAAACUCACCAAUAUCAGUCGCUUCUACAAAUGAUCAAGCAAAACACGAUUCACAUCGCUCAUCCACUCUGUGUAGUAUCUCUCGUCGUGGAACUAGUACAUCAAACAGCAACGCUUCAGAUCCAUAUAGUGCACGACAACCUCAACCGACUUGAGGAAGCUACGGGCCAGCACGAAUACAUCAAUGUGGCACUCAGAGAUCCACUCAAGACGGAUUUUAUGGCUGCAACAAGACGACUAAACUUCGCGAGCAGGGUCAUAGUUGUUGAGCGGACGAGAGCUGGUAGCAUGAUAGCUUCACUUGAGAUGAUGCUCAAUGAAGGUAAGACCAUCGUCGCUUCUCAAGACCAGCGAGUCUCUGAAACCUAUGUACGAGAAUUGAUCGGGUCACAUUUAAACGUGUAUCGCAAUUUGACUUUGAGAGCGGAGAUGGAGGAUGUACGAGCCGCCCGUCAACUAGCUGUGGUCUACCAAUUUAUGGCGAUCAAAGAAGCUAUCACGAAUGGCCAGGUAGCCAAGACCUCCGCUAUCAUCGCAAAGGAGAGUAAAAAGGACAGCUCAGCCAUGAAAGCCAUCGCAGUUCUCACGAUGUUCUUCUUACCUGGAACCUUCCUCGCUACAAUCUUCGCAAUGCCAGUCUUCAACUGGGAGGACAGCAAUAGCCCAGCGAUCAGGGAAGGUUUCAAAUACUAUUGGGCCAUUGCGAUUCCGAUUACUUUCCUGGUCCUGGUAAUUUGGGGCUUGUCCGUCUGGCUGCCUUGGGCGGAGUGGCUUUCGACAUUCAGGCCGAAAAAACAUGAAAUACUAGAUGAGUUUUACGGUCAGAAAAACGACACUUUCGAACUUCUAAACAUCACCGCGCCUGAACGAGCAGCCGACGCCAUUGCAGAUGGAGGGCCGUCAGAUAUCCAUCAUAAUGCAUCCGAACCAAAUUUGUCAAUACCUGGUCCAAGUAAUCAAGUACUCAAACACAACGGCGUUAGAACUUUUGUCAAACACAAAGGUGCACGGCUCCUUUCCUAUCUAGGUCGCGAAAAUGAAAGUAGUAGCGAUGAUCUAGUUGUUUAUGAUCGGUUGGAACGACUUGGAUAUUCGCUUGAGCUUGAGACUUUCGAAGUGCUGCGGAGUAUUAUCCAGAUUUUAACGGUUGAAAAUGAUAAAAUGGAGGACGACGUUCCUGAGACGAACCUCGGCAAAGGAAAACUUGCCGUCAGAGAUAUGCAAGAUCGUUCUACUUGUCAGGAUGAUCCGACACUUUUCCGCCUGGUCGACAACAUGGACCAACUGUUGACUUCUGUCAAACAUCGGGUGGCGUUCGAAGAAAAUGACGAAACUAUGCUCGAACAACUAAUUUACUGCCUGCGGAGAUCGUGGUCGCGCGGCCACUUACCACUUGACAUGGCUUUCAUGAAUCCUGGAACUCUGCCUGCUCCGGCUCUGGAUCCUGAAUACUUCCUAACUCCCCCAAUAGGCUCCUCGCGUUAUAAUCAAUGGCCUCAGCUGCCAUGGCAUAAACCUCUUUGCAAGUUCCAUUCUAUUGCACGAGAAGACGAAAUGGGUUUGAUGCAAUUCAUCCAUUGGUUAGUCGUGUUCCGGAACACCCACACAAUGUCUCUUUUCUCGGAACCGAUGUUGCAAUUUCACGUCUGGGAUCGUCUAUGUACUGUCAUAGAGCACCUCGACUAUCAUGUUGAUAAUGUUCAAGCCGAUGAAACUCGAGGAGAAAUGACCCAAGUCGCGUAUACUUUGCGAGCAGACAUACUCUGGCAGACGGCACGGUAUCUUGCAUGGUAUCAAGGGUCCCAUCAUAGAGAGUGCCUGCCACCCGAAUUAACGAACGCUUCUCGGGAAGACUUCAAAGAAAUGGUAAUCGACAAUAUAACAUCAGCAUACCAAGUUAAUAGCGGCGCAAAAAUGUCUCAGGUUAUAACGACUAAACUCUUUGCAGAACUCUGCGAACAAAUCGUUGAAACACAUAUUCAACCUCCUCCUAAAUCUACAUCUUAUGUCAAACAGCUACGCAUGCGCCAUCCAACAGCUGAAGAGUUCAGGGAUAAAUGGAGGAAACACUGGGAGGUUAGAUUAUUGGAGUGGCACAAGUUCAACACUCUGAAGCAUUACCCAAAAGGAAGAGUGGCAAAUCGGGGAUCUGUACCAACAGAGCAAUCCCCUCGUACUGCAGGUAGGCCGGGCUCUGCGUCUGCUCCUUCGACCGCAAAGCACUGUUCCGACCCAAUGAUCCGCCGAGGCUACAUUCCAAUACAGCAUCAACCUUUUCCUUCGCAUUACACUAAUCAAUACACCGUCUCAAAUCAUGUUCUACAACGUACCGCGGGGCUUCCAGUUGCUCAGAAUUACCCUGGGACGAGUUCUUCAAGUGCUCAGGAUUACUCUGGGACGAGCUUUCCAGCUACCCAAAAUCAUUCUAGGGCGAGUUUCUCCAGUAUUCAGAAUUACCCUGGGACGAGCUUGUUAAGUACUCAGAAUUACCCUGGAGCUAGCUUCACAGGUACUCAGAACUAUGCGGCUGGCCCUGACCUUCUUAUUGAGCAAACGGCAAAAUCAUAUGGCGAUAGUUUGCCCAAUGCGCCAAGCAAACAAUUUCGGUGUCAGUCAAUUCUUGAUGAAUGGGACGAAAUUGAUCCUUGUGCAUUGGAAAGACCUCGUUUGCCUUCGCAGAAAUCCGCGCCCGGUUUUGGGACACCACAGGCCGUCCCGGGUUGGGAAAGGCAGCUUCAGGUACAACCUCCUCCGCGGUCUAUACUACCCCCACCACCUACGAUGUCCCCACUCACUUUACCUCCACCCAUUUUGCGUCCACCGUCCAGCUUGCAUCCACCGACAGAGAUAAAUCCCAGACGACUGGGCCGCGAUGUUCCGGCUUUCGCGUCAGCUUUACCAUCCCAGCUCAAUCCCGCAGCCUCAUCGUUCAUACCUUCAAUGCCCGGACCUUCCCGCGUUCCCGAAAGGUUUAGACAGGAGCUGUCGCCGGGUGAAAGGAAUUCCAAGGUUGCUGCUUGGAUUUCCCGUGGGCCUAGCUAUAGCUCUGAUGCAAAUGAACGAGGGCCUUUUUCGCCGCGGGAAAGUGGUGCGGAGAGUUCUGGAAACACGUCACAGGCUUCGGCAGAUGGGAAUGUGGGAGGGAAGAAUAGACGGAAGAAGAAGAAUGGGAAUCGGAAGGAUAAGGGCAAGGGUGUCGAGCGGAUGUAA